Messenger RNA from Jaminaea rosea, 1009 nucleotides. Its product is annotated as GPN-loop GTPase 3. Bases 56 to 1009 code for a protein of 317 amino acids. The record is from RefSeq and is a predicted model, not a curated record. Gene Ontology annotation, molecular function: GTPase activity. The transcript is spliced from 2 exons. NCBI's taxonomy places the organism in Eukaryota, Fungi, Basidiomycota, Exobasidiomycetes, Microstromatales.
UCUGCCAUUUCUUUUCCCCUCAUCACUAUCACGUCGUCCUCGCAUCUGCGUAGCCAUGGGCCGCUAUGCAGUCUUCAUCUCCGGCCCUGCAGGGAGCGGCAAAUCGACAUUAUGCUCAGCUCUCAUCGCUCACGCCAACACGCUGGGUCGUAAUGUCCACCUAGUCAACCUUGACCCGGCAGCGGAGCAUUUCACCUAUACGCCCACUAUCGACGUCCGUGAGCUCGUUUCCCUACAGGAUGUCAUGUCCGAGUUGGGACUGGGUCCCAAUGGAGGUUUGGUGUACUGUUUCGAAUACCUGUUGGAAAACUUGGAUUGGUUGGAAGAGCAGCUGGGCAGCUUUGAGGACGAUUAUUUGAUCGUGGACUGUCCAGGUCAGAUUGAGUUGUACACGCACACCAACUUAGUGCAGAGGGUCUUGAGCUUCCUCGCUGUCAGCCAUUCGUUUCGACUGUGCCAACUUUACUUACUGGAGAGCCACUUUGUCGAUGACGUAACGAAAUUCUUCGCCGGCACACUGAGCGCCAUGAGUGCCAUGAUCAAUCUGGAAGUCCCCUGGAUCAAUGUCCUCUCUAAGGUCGACCUCCUCUCCCGCGGAACAGUAGGCUCAACAUCCUCCGCCUCCGGCACUUCCCUCGCCGCUCGCCGAUCACUAGAACGAUACCUGGACCCAGACCCGCUCCUCCUAGCAUCGAGCGCUAACGCCUCGACCAACCCGCGCUUACACGCCCUCAACGCCGCAGUGGUCAGAUUAGUUGACGAUUUCUCCGUCGUACACUUCCUCCCUUCGGACGCCAACGAUGAGCAGUCCGUGGGGACCCUGCUCAGUCAUAUCGACCAUGCGAUGCAGUAUGGCGAGGACGAAGAGCCCAAGGAGCCGAGGGAUAUGGAUCGAUUCGAGGACGAAGGAGAUGGGCCAGGGGACGAGCAGGAGGAGGUGGAGAGGGAUUUCGAAGAUUUGUUGAGUGGCAGGAGUGGGGUGGCAGGGGCGGGAGGCAUUGAGAUUUAG